This is a messenger RNA of Grosmannia clavigera kw1407, 1398 nucleotides long. Its product is annotated as nicotinate phosphoribosyltransferase. Gene Ontology annotation, molecular function: nicotinate phosphoribosyltransferase activity. NCBI's taxonomy places the organism in Eukaryota, Fungi, Ascomycota, Sordariomycetes, Ophiostomatales, Ophiostomataceae. Gene Ontology annotation, biological process: NAD+ biosynthetic process. The transcript has 2 exons. The record is from RefSeq and is a predicted model, not a curated record. The coding region runs from base 1 to 1398 and encodes 465 amino acids.
AUGGAUUUCAACAGCUCGUCGCCGUACCCGGAAGGGGUCAUCUCCUUCCUGGACACGGACCUGUACAAGCUGACGAUGCAAUGCGCCGUGCUCAAGUACUACAAGGACGUGCCGGUGACGUACUCGUUUACCAAUCGGACGCCGGAGAAGAAGCUUUCGCGGACGGCCUUCCGCUGGCUGAGCGAGCAGAUCAACAAGCUCGGCAACAUCUCGCUGCAGGACGAGGAACAGGCCUUUCUGCGCACGCACUGCCCUUACCUCAACGACGCGUACCUGGACUUUCUCAAGGAAUUCCGGCUGAAUCCGCGCGAGCAGGUCACCGUCACCUUUCAGCCGGUGGCCGCUCCAGGCACCGACUCAGGCUUCCCGGCCGAAGAGCUGGGCGACGUGCACAUUGCCAUCCACGGUUCCUGGGUCGACACGAUCCUGUACGAGAUCCCCAUUCUAGCCCUGACAUCCGAGGCCUACUUCAAGUUCAUGGACACGGACUGGACGUACGACGGCCAAGAGGACCUGGCGCGCGACAAGGGCAUGCGCUUCCUCGAAGCCGGCUGCAUCCUGUCCGAGUUUGGCACUCGGCGCCGCCGCGACUACCACACACAGGCCCUCGUCUUCCGCGGCCUCGUGCAAGCGAGCAAGGCCGCUGUCGCUGCCGGUCUGCCCGGCCAGCUGUCCGGCACGAGCAACGUGCACCUGGCCAUGCGCUUCAACAUCCCGCCCAUCGGCACGGUAGCCCAUGAGUGGUUCAUGGGCAUCGCCGCCCUCCUGGGCGACUACACUCGCGCGACCGAAGAGGCACUCGCCCGCUGGGUCGGCUGCUUCGGCGAGGGCGUGCUGGGCAUCGCCCUGACCGACACCUUUGGCACGCCCGACUUUUUGCGCGUCUUUGGCCGGCCGGUGCGUGCACCGACGACGACGACUUCAGCUCAGUCCACACCCCGCACAUAUGCGGAGGUCUUCACCGGCGUCCGGCAGGACUCGGGCGACCCGGCCGUGUACGUCAAGACGAUGCGGGCAUUCUACGACCAGCAGGGCAUCACGGCCAAGAAGGUCAUCGUCUUCUCCGACUCACUCAACAUCGAGACCUCGCUGGCAUACAAGAAGGUGGCCGAGGCAUCCGGCUUCCAGCCUACCUUUGGCGUGGGCACGUUCCUGACAAACGACUUUGUCAACGUCAAGACGGGCCAAAAGUCCACGCCCAUGAACAUUGUCAUCAAGCUGAGCUCGGCCAACGGCCGGCCAGCCGUCAAGAUUAGCGACAAUGCCGGCAAAAACACGGGCGACAAGGCGACGGUCGAGCGAGUUAAGCGCGAGCUCGGCUACGUCGAGAAGGACUGGGUCGGCGGCGACGAGACCCAUCGAUGGGGAAGAGAAAGCGACAAGGUCCAGACGGUGUGA